GGCCCAAUGGGAGCAGGGCGCUGCGGCCGGGCCCGGGCGCAGGCGGCGGCGGCGGCGGCGGCGGCGGCGGCGGGCGCGGAGCGGUUGGGCCGCAGCGCUCACCAUGCCCUACAAGCUGAAGAAGGAGAAGGAAUCUCCGAAGUCUACCAAAAACACCACAAAGCCCGGCAGCAGCAGUAGCGGGAAGGAUGGUGGGGCAGAGAAUUCGGAAGAGGCCCAGCAGCCUCAGCAGCAGCCACAGCAGCAGCAGACAACUGCAAAUAAGCGACCCAGUAACAGCGCUCCCCCACCAACCCAGCUGAAUAAGAUUAAGUACUCAGGGGGACCCCAGAUUGUGAAGAAGGAGCGCCGGCACAGCUCUUCUCGCUUCAAUCUGAGCAAAAACCGGGAACUGCAAAAGCUUCCAGCCCUUAAAGAUGCUCCUCCACACGAACGAGAAGAGCUUUUCAUCCAGAAGCUGCGGCAGUGCUGCGUGCUUUUUGACUUCAUCUCUGACCCCCUCAGUGACCUGAAGUUCAAGGAGGUGAAGCGAGCAGGUCUCAACGAAAUGGUGGAAUACAUCACGCACAACCGUGAUGUUGUCACUGAGGCUAUCUAUCCUGAAGCUGUCAUCAUGUUUUCAGUGAACCUCUUCCGGACGCUCCCGCCGUCCUCCAAUCCCACAGGCGCGGAGUUUGACCCCGAGGAAGAUGAGCCUACAUUAGAGGCUGCCUGGCCGCACCUUCAGCUGGUGUAUGAGUUCUUCCUCCGGUUCCUGGAAUCGCCUGACUUUCAACCAAACGUAGCCAAGAAAUACAUUGACCAGAAGUUUGUGCUGUCUCUGCUGGAUCUCUUUGACAGUGAAGACCCCAGAGAACGAGACUUCCUAAAAACUAUUCUACACAGGAUCUACGGGAAGUUCCUGGGUCUGCGAGCAUACGUGAGGCGGCAAAUCAACAAUAUAUUUUACAGGUUCAUCUAUGAGACAGAGCAUCACAAUGGGAUUGCAGAACUGCUGGAGAUCCUGGGAAGUAUAAUCAAUGGGUUUGCUUUGCCUCUGAAGGAAGAGCACAAGAUGUUCCUCAUCAGAGUCUUGUUACCACUGCACAAGGUGAAGUCUCUCAGUGUCUACCACCCACAGUUGGCAUACUGCGUUGUUCAGUUCUUGGAGAAAGACAGCAGCUUGACAGAGCCCGUGAUUGUGGGCUUGCUGAAGUUCUGGCCGAAAACUCACAGUCCCAAGGAGGUGAUGUUUUUAAAUGAGCUGGAGGAGAUCCUGGACGUGAUUGAGCCAUCGGAGUUUGUGAAAGUUAUGGAGCCCUUGUUCAGGCAGUUGGCCAAGUGUGUCUCCAGCCCACACUUCCAGGUGGCAGAGCGAGCGCUGUACUAUUGGAACAACGAAUAUAUCAUGAGCCUGAUCAGCGAUAACGCAGCCAAAAUUCUCCCGAUCAUGUUUCCAGCGCUCUACAAGAACUCCAAGAGCCACUGGAACAAGACAAUCCAUGGGCUGAUCUACAAUGCACUGAAGCUCUUCAUGGAGAUGAACCAAAAGCUUUUUGAUGAUUGCACGCAACAAUACAAGGCAGAGAAGCAGAAGGGAAGGUUCAGGAUGAAGGAACGAGAAGAAAUGUGGCAGAAAAUAGAGGAGCUGGCCCGGCUGAACCCCCAGUACCCCAUGUAUUAUGCCCCUCUGCCGUUGCCUCCUGUCUGCUGCAUGGAAACGGAGACCCCAACUGCGGAGGAUAUACAGUUGCUGAAGAAAACAGUGGAGACAGAAGCUGUGCAGAUGCUGAAAGACAUUAAGAAAGAGAAAGUUUUGCUGCGCCGGAAAUCUGAGCUUCCUCAGGACGUCUACACUAUAAAAGCCCUGGAGGCCCACAAGAGAGCAGAAGAGUUUCUCACCUCAAGCCAGGAGGCUCUCUGACGGGCUCAGGAGCUGGCCCAGGAAGCGCUGCCCCAUCCCUUUCCCCCAGGGGUCAUGAAAAUGCACUCGGUUCUCAUGUAUAAAUAGGGAAUGAACAUGGUGAGCUGUGCCUGUCCUCCGCUCCCUCUGCAUCCCUCCAGGGUAGAUCUGGUUUUACGUUAUAACUUGUAUCUCACCACUGUCACGUCCUCCCGCUUUUCCUCAUCCCUCCUGCUUUUCCACCUUGGGUGUGGGUGUGUGAAGGGAGCCUCCCUGACCUGCCGUUCUAUCAGCCCAGGCAGGAGUUGCUUCAUUUACAGCUGCCGCCUGGUUCUUGCUCUGCCUGGGAGCCGGGGCCUUGCUGCCCUGCAACACAGGCUCAGCGCUGGCCAGAGACGGCUGCACGUGGUUCAGCAUGCUGCUGCAAGCCCCAGGUGCCCGGCCCUGCCCUGCCUGCCCCCGCGCCGCUCGGGCAGCCGAGCCCCACGGGGCGGCCAGAGGUCGGGCUGAGCUCCGGGCAGGAGCGUGCGGCAGAAUUCCCGGGGCCUCUCCUGCCUCUCGGCCCUGCCGUGGGCUGCAGCUCUGCAGCUGGAGGGUCUCGCCUACAGCAGAGGAGAUGUUCGCUCCCAUCUUUUGUUUCAAGCCCCUUGUUCUGUUCCCCUGUCGGUGGGGUUGGGGGUUCAGUGCUUCACUACCCCCAGUAAAGCUGGGCGUGAGCACUGCACACCACCGCAGCCCUCCCUGCAGAGCGUCCUUAGACGCUCUCCUGUGGGAAAGUGAAUUCUUUCAGCUGUUUGUGUUGGUCCGUGCUGCCUCGUCUCCAUCCUGGUGUCUUGGGUUAAUCGUGGGCCCAGAAUUAACUUCCCGCUUUGUGGCAGGUGUCAGCCAACUGACCCCUGCUUUCUUCCUCUGCCUGCUCAAUUAAAAUACUCCUGCAGCAUUCCCUUUGUCGCUGUAUCCCAUCCUUAGCUCUGCAGUGGCCAGGGUUUCUAGGAAGCUUGUGCUGCUGAAGUAAUUUCUGCAAACUGGCGGAAGCAACGGACACGCGUUACGGGGCCAGGCUGCGUUUCUGACUGUGCAGUUGUCUCCUCCGUCUGAUCAAUGGCUGCGUGCUGCUGCCCAGUUGUUUCCCUGGGUGCUCUGAGCAAAGUUGGCCUCACCCCAUCCCUUUGGCACCUGCUGUGGCCCGAGGCCCUUGUUAAUUAACAUCAGGGACUUGUGCUAAUUCAGAGUGCACUCGCCGAUAGCCCAGGGGGUUGCGCAGCACUUGGGUGCUACUGUGGUCCAGCUUUUUCCCCUGCAUUUUUGUGACCUCGGAGAGGCUGGUUUGUGAUAGACUAGGGAGUCUUCCUUGCUUUUUGCCUGCUGCGCUCACUUUUCUCAACACAUAAGCUUAAGUGGGGGUUGCAAUAGCGCAGGGAGCUGAUGGGGCCGGUGCUAAUCUGACACUGCUUUGCAGCAUCCUGGGGUGUUGCAGAAGGUCCUGCUGUAUCUGUCCUCACCAGUAAACCGUUCCCAGGUCAGAGGCUCGUCCCCUCUAACCUUACUACUGGCGUGCAGCACAUCUCUCCUCCAACCCAAACUACGCUGGUUUUCUUCCUGUGUGUCCUGUACCCCCUGCCCUGUUCAGCUCUCUUUCGGUUCGGCCCACACGAGGCAUGCCACCACCUCUGCGGAGCAGCUGGCAAGCGUGAGUAGGUGUGGUGAGAUCACCCACGGUCACGCAGGACCCCGCCUCCCCUCCGCUUCACGCGACGGGCCAGUUCAUCAGGAGACUUAGGAAAACACAACCUCAGGGAGGUUACCGCGUAUUUUGAACGUUAGUCCGAGCUCGUGGUCAGCUGCCAAACAAUUACCUCAUGCCUGGCACAGCCUGUAGACGUGCGCUGGGUGGUGCUGGAUGGCGCCCCGGGAGCAGCAGGCACCCCGGGGCACGGCGGAGACGAGGGCUGCCGCGUGCCACCCGCAGCAGGGCUCGGGCCGGGGGGGAGGCUCGCCCUCCCCGUUGCACUACGGGCUCUGCGACUCGCCCGCUUAGCCUUGCGUUAGGAGGCGUCACCUCGUUUUUUAGAGCGCUACAGCACGCGCGCGCGCCCUCGCGGGGAGCCUGCUUGCUGCUGGGCAGUAGCCGCCCUUCCCCGCUGCAGGAUCUUUCUGCCCACAGAGAAAAGAGUUCUGGGGUGGGGUGGGGGGCUGUCACUCUCCUGCAGCUCCUCUCUGUGCUGGCAGUCCCCGAAGGAGUUGUGCCACGCGCAGGACGGAGGCGUCGCGACUCUGUGCUGCGCAGCUUCGAUGUUCUCAUAGCUUUGUGUGUCUCGUUCUGGGUCAGGGAACUUAAGCUUUAGUACCUUCACGUUGCCGUUAGUUUGCUGCCUAUUCAUUCCAGGGUCCUGGACAUCUAAGAAGGGGACCAUGUGAGAAAAGGGGGGGGGGGUGUGGGGGUGUGGGUGCGUUCACCCUCUCUGCCGUACGUACCGCUCAUACGCAGACCUGUGUCUGCCACGCUACAGCUGCCCCUUGCUCACUCGGUUUCUAGCAUUAGUGCUGCUCAUUUCUGCCUCUGCCUUUCCCCACAUCAGCCAAAUGGACAGAACUGGAGCUGCCUCUUCCACUUCACCUGGCUCCCUCUGCCCGAGGGAACAAGCAAAACUUAACUACUGCAUUCACCCCCUGGACACAAGUAUUAAGCUGCUUACAGUUCAUAUGUACAUAUGGUGUACUUUAUUUUCAGUAGAGCAUUACAUAGUAUGAAAGUGUUGGAUUUUGUACAGAUGUCCCUGUAUGUACAGAACUAAAUAAAACCGAUCUCUUGGAAAGACA
Molecule: messenger RNA, 4702 nt
Organism: Tyto alba (common barn owl)
Lineage: Eukaryota; Metazoa; Chordata; Aves; Strigiformes; Tytonidae
Gene: PPP2R5D
Product: protein phosphatase 2 regulatory subunit B'delta
Exons: 16
Coding region: 104-1903 (599 amino acids)
Biological process (GO): signal transduction; protein dephosphorylation
Cellular component (GO): protein phosphatase type 2A complex; nucleus; cytosol
Molecular function (GO): protein phosphatase activator activity
Source: RefSeq, a predicted model, not a curated record